Sitodiplosis mosellana (orange wheat blossom midge) is the source of this 798-nucleotide messenger RNA. Its product is annotated as kinesin-like protein unc-104. The record is from RefSeq and is a predicted model, not a curated record. NCBI's taxonomy places the organism in Eukaryota, Metazoa, Arthropoda, Insecta, Diptera, Cecidomyiidae.
UGCAGAUUCCGGGCGUGGUGACUCAAGUGUUUCCUCUGAAGUAGCUGAUGAACCUGGGGAACAUUUACAAAUCGGGAAAGAGUUUACUUUCCGUGUUACAGUAUUGCAAGCCACUGGAAUAUCACCUGAAUUCGCUGAUAUAUUCUGUCAAUUUAAUUUUUUGAAUCGGCAUGAGGAAGCUUUUUCUACCGAGCCUGUGAAGAAUACUGGAUCUGGUGCUCCGUUGGGUUUCUAUCAUGUUCAAAACAUAACGGUUCCUGUUUCAAAAUCUUUUAUUGAAUUUUUAAAAGUACAGCCGAUAACUUUCAAAAUAUUUGGCCAUUAUCAACGUCACCCUCUUCAUAACAUCGCGAAACAAGAUUUUCAAACGCGUCCUCCUCCCCGCCGUAUGCUACCACCAAGCAUUCCCAUUAGCCAACCUGUCCGUAGUCCUAAAUUUGGUCCGUUACCAUGCCCAUCAUCGUUAUCUUCGACAGUAUUAGCCAAACAUGACAUUUUAGUUUGGUUCGAAAUCUGCGAAUUAGCGCCAAACGGAGAAUAUGUACCAUCAGUCGUUGAACACAGCGACGACCUUCCAUGUCGAGGUUUGUUUUUGAUUCACCAAGGAAUUCAGCGGCGUAUACGUCUUACAAUUGUACAUGAACCAACACAAGAAGUGAAGUGGAAAGAUAUUCGUGAAUUAGUUGUUGGUCGUAUUCGUAAUAUACCGGAGCCUGCUGAUGAAAUUGAUGACGAUUCAUGCGUUUUGUCGUUGGGACUUUUUCCAGGAGAAAUACUUGAAAUACCUGGAGAUGAUCG